UAUUUGUUCUUUUAGUCUAUGAUCAUUGCACAAUUGUUCGAUUUCGGUCUGCCGUUUUAGGUUAGAAUUUUUUUAUCGAAAAGGUAUUGAAAUUUAUUAAUAUUAUACGUGUUGAAACAGCCUUAACAUGGCACAAAGUAAGCUUAACGAUAUGGCGGGCAAAUUCGCCAAGGGUGGACCCCCUGGACUCAACGCCGGCCUCAAAGUGGUCGCCGUUGUAGGUGCGGCAGCCUAUGGCAUCUCGCAAUCCUUGUUUACGGUUGAGGGUGGUCAUCGUGCCAUCAUGUUCAACAGAAUAGGAGGAAUUCAGCAACACGUCAUGAGCGAGGGUAUGCACUUCCGUAUACCUUGGUUCCAGUACCCUAUCAUUUAUGACAUUAGGUCCAGACCUCGCAAGAUUUCAUCACCCACCGGGUCUAAGGAUUUACAAAUGGUCAACAUUUCUUUGAGAGUACUCUCCCGUCCUGAUGCGAGCUCAUUGCCUACAAUGUACAGACAGCUUGGCACUGAUUAUGAUGAGAAGGUGCUGCCAUCAAUUUGCAAUGAAGUAUUAAAAUCUGUUGUUGCGAAGUUCAAUGCUUCACAGCUCAUCACUCAGCGUCAGCAGGUGUCUCUUCUGAUCAGGAGAGAGUUGGUGGAACGAGCAGCCGAUUUCAAUAUUAUACUGGAUGACGUCUCUCUGACUGAACUGAGCUUUGGUAAAGAGUACACUGCUGCUGUUGAGGCUAAACAAGUUGCUCAGCAGGAAGCUCAGCGAGCUGCUUUCGUUGUGGAAAGAGCCAAGCAGGAGCGUCAGCAGAAGAUUGUUCAAGCUGAGGGUGAAGCUGAAGCCGCUGAAAUGUUGGGAAAAGCUAUGGGUAUGAACCCUGGUUACUUGAAGCUGCGUAAGAUCCGUGCCGCUCAGAGCAUUUCCAGAAUGAUUGCCCAGUCACAAAACCGUGUCUUCUUGCCUGGCAACAGCUUGAUGAUCAACCUCCAGGACCCCACCUUCGACGACUUGUCUGAGAAACUGACUAAGAAGAAGUAACACGAGGCUCAGAGUGUGUACGCUGAAAGCCUGGAGCCUGCGACCACUCUUACAGAUGUUGAUGCUGCUGUUCUUAUAGGUGGUGUUGCUUCAGUUGUCGUUUAGUGCAUUUGUUUGUGUAGGUACCAUGAGCAUUACAAAUAAUACUAUGUAAAACAGCCAGUUAAAAAUGUAAUAUUGCAUUUUACGUUAUUUAGUUGUAGGUCUAUAGUAUGUAUGGGAAUCUAAUGAUUUAAAUAAAACAUUCAAAAUUAUAAAAA
Messenger RNA from Helicoverpa armigera (cotton bollworm), 1287 nucleotides. It is a transcript of the gene Phb2, whose product is annotated as prohibitin-2. Gene Ontology annotation, biological process: mitochondrion organization. The transcript has a single exon. NCBI's taxonomy places the organism in Eukaryota, Metazoa, Arthropoda, Insecta, Lepidoptera, Noctuidae. The record is from RefSeq and is a predicted model, not a curated record. Gene Ontology annotation, cellular component: mitochondrion; membrane. Bases 128 to 1027 code for a protein of 299 amino acids.